GAAAAGGGUAUCGUUACAUCUUUCACCAUUACGACGACGAUGCGUGAACGCCAUUACGUCGAGCACAGUAGCACCGAGUAUCGACACCAUGGUGAGUUGAUGAUUUAUGCGUCCAAAGAUCCGUGAAUGCUCACAUCCGACCUGACGAACCUUUGUGCGUGCCAAUACUCGACGUAUUUACCUGCAUGCUCAAAGAACACUUCCGCUCCAAGUCUCCGGAAAGAGAAAAGGAGAAACGACAUCGUCAACGAGAUGAAGGCAGUCAACGCAGACAUUCUUUAGACAAGACACCCAACAUUGACCAUGGCAUGAGAGGUCGAGAACGGUAUUCCAAAGAUAUAUCUGAGCGUUAUAGAAACUCUUCCCCGUCUAACCGAGCUGAGCGGGAACAUCGUCUGCGCAGUCGUUCGUCUGAAUCAUACUCGUCUUUCUCGAGUAAAGAUCGCAGCCUUUCCAAGGGACGGAGGUGCAGUUCACGCUCUAGAUCCCCUCGUCGAAGAAAAGAUAACGAUUCGCGAAGGCACAAGUACAACAACUAUAUAAAGGACAGAAAGAGAGGCAAAGGCAAAGAAAAGGAUAGAAAGAAGGACAAGGACAAGGAAGGACGGAGAAGCGUCUUAACCGGCAAAAAGGUUUCUUCUUUAUUGUCCCCAGUGCCAUCCUAUCUCACCGUUGUCUCUCAGAUCAAACUGAAAGUCAAAAAAGACAAGGGAGAUGACGAACGGGAAGCUAAUAGGAAGGAUCUUCUACAGUUCUUAAACUCGACAUUCGAAUGAACCAUGCGCAUAUGUAAUUAAUGUUGGUAUCUAAA
Messenger RNA from Guyanagaster necrorhizus, 811 nucleotides. RefSeq lists its product as uncharacterized. The transcript has 3 exons. The coding region runs from base 186 to 776 and encodes 196 amino acids. Lineage: Eukaryota; Fungi; Basidiomycota; Agaricomycetes; Agaricales; Physalacriaceae. The record is from RefSeq and is a predicted model, not a curated record.